AUCAUUAAUGUGCUUUUCUGUCUUUCUGUAGGGUCUGCGUGGCGAAGGACAGCUAGUGUCAGAGGAAAAGUAGACAACAGCCCAACUCUGGUCGCCCCCACUGUCACUUUGGGGGAGUGGCCACAGCAGAUCUUAUCUGGUGUUGAGUGGCUGUCAUGAUCUCUACAGCACCGCUUUACAGCAGCGUGCACAACUGGACCAGUUCUGACCGCAUUCGCAUGUGUGGCAUCAACGAGGAGAGAAGAGCACCUCUUUCUGAUGAGGAGUCCACGACAGGUGACUGCCAGCACUUUGGAUCUCAGGAGUUUUGUGUCAGCAGCAGUUUUUCCAAGGUGGAGCUCACAGCAGUUGGAAGUGGCAGCAGUGCCGGGGGGGCAAACCCAAAUGGCAGCACAACAGAAAAACUUGGGCACAGGUCAGAAGAUCAGCCUGAUGAUCCCCAGCCAAAAAUGGACUAUGUUGGGAAUACAGCAGAGUCCGAGGGCCUCCUGGUGCCACUGAGCAGCCCAGGAGACGGGCUUAAGCUACCCACUCCUGAUAGCACUGAGGCCAGCCACAGUAGGGCCAACUGCUCCUGGACUCCCCUAAGCACCCAAAUGAGCAAACAGGUUGACUGCUCGCCAGCCGGGGUAAAGGCUUUGGAAUCUCGGCACAGUGUUGGGGAGAAGAAUACUUUCAUUUUGGCAACUCUGGGAACUGGAGUCCCUGUGGAGGGAACCCUGCCUCUAGUUACCACUAACUUUAGUCAGCUGCCAGCACCUAUCUGCCCUCCUACCCCUGGGUCGACCUCUGUGACCCCAUCAGUUCCCGAUCCAUUCCAAGUUCCCCUCUCUGUCCCAGCCCCAGCGCCCCACUCAGGACUAGUUCCAGUCCAAGUUGCCACAUCAGCUUCAGCUUCAGCUCCUUCUCCUCCCUUAGCACCAGUGCCCGCUCUAGCUCCAGCACCCCCCUCGGUGCCUACUCUCAUCUCUGAUUCAAACCCUCUCUCUGUGUCAGCCUCUGUCUUGGUGCCUGUGCCAGUGUCUACUCCCCACUCAGUCCCAUUGCCACUGUCGGCUCCUGCUCCUACUCCUCUCACAGUCUCUGUUUCUGCACCUCCCUUGGCUCUGAUCCAGGCUCCUGUGCCUCCUUCGGCUCCCACUUUGGUCCUUGCUUCUGUCCCAACUCCAGUUCUAGCUCCCAUGCCAGCAUCCACGCCUCCAGCAGCUCCUGCCCCUCCAUCUGUGCCAAUGCCCACUCCAACCCCAUCCUCUGGCCCACCCUCUACCCCCACCCUUAUUCCUGCCUUUGCUCCAACACCGGUGCCUGCACCCACCCCAGCCCCAAUCUUUACUCCAGCCCCCACGCCCAUGCCGGCUGCCACACCAGCUGCCAUCCCCACCUCAGCACCCAUUCCAGCCUCCUUCAGUUUGAGUCGAGUGUGUUUUCCUGCAGCUCAGGCACCAGCUAUGCAAAAAGUCCCUCUGUCUUUUCAGCCAGGGACAGUGCUGACUCCUAACCAGCCACUGGUAUACAUCCCACCUCCAAGUUGUGGCCAGCCACUCAGUGUGGCUACACUGCCAACCACUCUGGGAGUCUCUUCCACGCUCACACUCCCAGUCCUGCCAUCUUACCUGCAGGAUAGGUGUCUCCCAGGUGUGCUGGCCUCCCCAGAGCUCCGCUCUUAUCCAUGUGCAUUUUCUGUGGCCCGACCUUUGGCUUCAGAUUCAAAGUUGGUCUCUUUAGAGGUGAACAGGCUCUCCUGUACUUCCCCAUCCAGCAGCACUAACAGCCAGCCUGCUCCUGAUGGAGUCCCUGGACCUUUGGCAGAUACCUCCCUCACCGCUGCUUCUGCCAAGGUGCUUCCAACUUCACAGCCUUUGCUGCCAGCCCCCAGUGGGAGCUCAGUUCCACCACACCCCUCCAAGAUGCCAGGUGUCACUGAGCAACAAACAGAAGGGACUUCUGUUACCUUCUCUCCUCUCAAGUCACCUCCACAGCUGGAGAGAGAGAUGGCCUCUCCACCUGAGUGCAGCGAGAUGCCUCUUGACCUUUCUUCCAAGUCCAACCGCCAGAAGCUUCCAUUGCCGAACCAGCGUAAAACACCUCCCAUGCCUGUGUUGACCCCUGUGCACACCAGCAGCAAAGCCCUACUUUCCACAGUCCUGUCUAGGUCUCAGCGCACAACCCAGGCUGCUGGCAGCAGUGUCACUUCCUGCCUGGGCUCCACGUCUUCACCUUUUGUUGUCUUUCCAGAGAUGGUAAGGAAUGGAGACCCAAGCACCUGGGUAAAAAACUCAACUGCUCUGAUCAGCACCAUUCCUGGCACAUAUGUGGGAGUGGCCAACCCAGUUCCUGCAUCCCUGCUGUUAAACAAGGACCCUAACCUGGGCCUUAACCGAGAUCCUCGUCAUCUCCCUAAGCAGGAGCCUAUCUCCAUCAUUGAUCAAGGAGAGCCUAAGAACACUGGUGCCACUUGUGGCAAGAAAGGCAGCCAGGCUGGUGCUGAGGGACAGCCAAGCACAGUCAAAUCCCGUUAUACCCCAGCCCGCAUUGCCCCUGGGCUUCCCGGCUGCCAAACCAAGGAACUGUCUUUAUGGAAACCUACAGGGCUCGCAAAUAUGUACCCACGGUGUUCCAUCAAUGGGAAAUCCACUAGCACCCAGGUCCUGCCUGUUGGCUGGUCACCAUACCACCAAGCAUCCCUGCUUUCUAUUGGCAUUUCUAGUGCCAGGCAACUAACCCCCAGUCAGGGGGUGCCUAUCAGACCCACCAGCAUUGUUUCUGAGUUUUCUGGUGUGUCAUCCCUUGGUUCCAGUGAAGCUGUUCAUGGCCUUCCUGAGGGGCAGCCACGACCUGGAGGCCCCUUUGCUCCAGAGCAGGAUGUCGUCACAAAGAAGAAAACUUGCCGAAUUGCUGCCAAGCCUUAUGAAGAACAAGUCAGCCCUGUCCUCUUGACUCUCAGCCCUCAGACAGGGACUCUGGCACUGUCUGUUCAGCCUAGCAGUGGGGACAUUGGAGUAAAUCAGGGAUCUGAGGAAUCUGAGAGCCACCUCUGCUCUGAUAGUUCUCCUAAGAUGGAAGGCGCCCAGGCUGCCUGUGGCUUGAAGCUGGCAGGAGACGCAAAGCCUAAAAACCAAGUGCUGGCUACCUAUAUGUCCCAUGAGCUGGUCCUGGCCACCUCCCAGAACUUGUGCAAGAUGCCUGAGCUGCCUUUGCUACCUCAUGACAGCCACUCUAAGGAACUCAUUUUAGAUGUGGUUCCAAGCAGUAAGAGGGGUCCCAGCACAGACCUUUCGCAGCUUGGAAGUCAGGUGGAUCUGGGGCGGGUGAAAAUGGAGAAAAUGGAUGGUGAUGUGGUCUUCAAUUUAGCUAACUGUUUCCGGGCUGAUGGUCUCCCAGCAGCUCCCCAGAGGGGCCAGGCUGAAGUUCGGGCUAAAGCUGGGCAAGCUCGAGUGAAGCGGGAAAGCGUUGGGGUCUUUACUUGCAAGAACAGUUGGCAGCCAGAUGAAGAGACAGAAUCUCUGCCACCCAAAAAGGUGAAGUGUAACAAAGAAAAGGAAAUUGAGGAAGAACCACAGCUGCCACCACAGCCACAUGAGAAGCCCAUGGUCCGGAGUUCCCUGGGGUCCAAGUGUUGGAAACUGCCUGGAGAUACCCAGGAACCCACCAAGAAAAGCCCCAGAGGGGCUUCAGAUUCAGGAAAAGAGCACAAUGGAGUCAGGGGAAAGCACAAGCACCGGAAGCCAACAAAGCCAGAGUCCCAGCCUCCAGGAAAACGAGCCGAUGGUCAUGAGGAAGGUUCUUUGGAAAAGAAAGCAAAAAGCAGUUUCCGUGACUUCAUCCCUGUGGUUCUGAGCACUCGAACACGCAGUCAGUCUGGAAGCAUCUGUAGCUCCUUCACUGGUAUGGCAGACAGUGACAUGGGAAGCCAGGAGGUCUUCCCUACAGAGGAAGAAGAGGAGGUGGCUCCUACCCCAGCUAAGAGGAGAAAGGUGAGAAAGACCCAGAGGGACACCCAGUACCGCAGCCAUCAUGCCCAGGACAAGACCCUGCUGAGCCAAGGCCGCAGACAUCUGUGGCGAGCCCGAGAGAUGCCCUGGAGGACAGAGGCUGCCCAGCAAAUGUGGGAUACCAAUGAAGAGGAAGAAGAUGAUGAGGAAGAUGGCCUGGUGAAGAGAAAGAAACGGAGACGACAGAAGAGCCGGAAAUACCAGACAGGAGAGUACCUGACAGAACAAGAAGAAGAGCAGCGGCGGAAAGGGAAAGCAGAUUCAAAGGCCCAUAAGCAGAAGACUUCUUCCCAAAGUUCAGAACAUUGCCUCCGGAACAGGAAUCUUCUCUUGUCCAGCAAAGCCCAGGGGAUCUCGGACUCACCAAAUGGUUUCCUUCCAAAUAACUUGGAGGAGCCAGCCUGCCUUGAAAAUUCAGAAAAGCCAUCAGGAAAACGAAAGUGCAAAACCAAGCACAUGGCAAAUGUCUCAGAAGAGGCAAAGAACAAAGGUCGUUGGAGCCAGCAGAAGACACGGUCUUCUAAAUCUCCCACUCCAGUGAAGUCCACAGAACCAUGCACACCCUCCAAGUACCGAAGUGCUGGCCCAGAAGAGGCCUCAGAGUCACCCAUGGCCCGGCAAAUUCCCCCAGAGGCACGGAGACUUAUAGUGAAUAAAAACGCUGGGGAGACCCUCCUGCAGCGAGCAGCUCGCCUUGGUUAUAAGGACGUCGUUCUCUACUGCCUCCAAAAGCAUAGCGAGGACGUGAAUCAUCGUGACAACGCAGGCUACACAGCCCUGCACGAGGCCUGUUCCCGGGGCUGGACUGAUAUCCUGAACAUCCUGUUGCAACAUGGGGCUAAUGUGAACUGCAGCUCACAGGAUGGCACAAGGCCAGUUCAUGAUGCUGUGGUCAAUGACAACCUGGAAACCAUCUGGCUCUUGCUGUCCUAUGGAGCUGAUCCCACCCUGGCUACCUACUCGGGUCAGACAGCCAUGAAGCUGGCCAGCAGCGAUAGCAUGAAGCGCUUUCUCAGUGAUCACCUCUCAGAUCUUCAGGGCAGAGCAGAGGGCGAUCCUCGUGCAUCCUGGGAUUUUUACAGCAGUUCUGUGUUGGAGAAAAAAGAUGGGUUUGCCUGUGACCUUCUCCAUAAUCCUCCUGGGAGUGCCGAGCAAGGAGAUGAUUCAGAACAGGAUGACUUCAUGUUCGAACUCUCAGACAAGCCUCUUCUCCCUUGUUACAACCUCCAAGUGUCAGUGUCCCGUGGACCCUGCAACUGGUUCCUCUUCACCGAUGUCCUGAAGAGGCUGAAGCUGUCCUCAAGAAUCUUUCAGGCCCGGUUCCCGCACCUUGAAAUCACCACCCUGCCCAAGGCUGAGUUCUGCCGUCAGGUGGCCUCAAGUCAGCUGCUCACCCCUGCUGAGAGGCCUGGGAGCAUGGAGGACAGAUCUCCCCCAGGCGCUUCUGAGACUGUGGAGCUGGUGCAGUAUGAGCCAGAGCUGCUGCGGCUCCUAGGGUCUGAGGUGGAAUACCAGUCCUGGAACAGUUGACGGAAACAGCCCCUUCCCAUUCUUCUUUCUCCUUCGAGUUCACCCUUCCCCCACUGCCCAUGUCUCCCCCACCGAGCACCAGACUGCAGAAUGAGGCAAUAAUACGGACCAACAAGAAGCCGCCUUAUCAAUGCCAGCAUUAGUGACUGGAACUUUUUUUGUCUGUUUUGGGUUACAGUUAGUUCUCAUCUUCCUGUUGUGGUUGGUGAUGGGGGUGGAAAGUUGAACUCCACUUCUGAAGACAAGAGGUCUAGAGAUGGUCGGAGGUGGCCACCAGGGUCCCUGUUUGGACUGUGCUUAUGACCAAGACCAAACAUGGGCCUGAUUGGCUGUGGCCUGUCCUAAGGAGAAAUGAGAAAAGCCCAAAUCUCUGAGUGCCCCUCUCUGUCUCCCUGUGCUCUUCUGUCUUCCAUAGUAUUUAUUUUAUUAGUAUUUAAUUUGUAUUGUUUCA
This is a messenger RNA of Psammomys obesus (fat sand rat), 5973 nucleotides long. RefSeq names its product BCL6 corepressor like 1 (gene Bcorl1). Gene Ontology annotation, cellular component: nucleus. Gene Ontology annotation, molecular function: protein binding; transcription corepressor activity. NCBI's taxonomy places the organism in Eukaryota, Metazoa, Chordata, Mammalia, Rodentia, Muridae. The record is from RefSeq and is a predicted model, not a curated record. Gene Ontology annotation, biological process: negative regulation of transcription by RNA polymerase II.